AUGCGAGAGCCUACUGCGCAAAGUUAUGCCUUCUUCGUAGCUGGCUUCGAAACCUCCGCAACGACAGCAACAUUCGCUCUGUACGAAUUAGCUCUACAUCAAAAUAUACAAGAAAAAGUGCGCAAGGAAAUCGAUAAAAUAUUGAUGAAAUAUGGCAAUUUAACCUAUGACUCUGUGAAUAAAAUAACAUAUCUUCACAAAGUAAUAAAUGAGACUAUGAGAAAAUAUCCACCUGUUCCAAUAUUGAAUCGUAUUUGCACCAAGGAAAUAAACUUACCAACAACGAACAUUCAUGUGCCAAAGGGGACAUUAAUAACUAUACCGGUGCUUGGUUUGCAUCGAGAUCCGUCGAUAUACCCAGACCCGGAUAAAUUUGAUCCUGAGCGAUUCAACGCAGACAAAAUAGAAGAACGGCAUCCUUACACUUAUUUACCAUUCGGAGAAGGUCCACGAAACUGCAUUG
This is a messenger RNA of Wasmannia auropunctata (little fire ant), 463 nucleotides long. Its product is annotated as probable cytochrome P450 6a13. Gene Ontology annotation, molecular function: iron ion binding; oxidoreductase activity, acting on paired donors, with incorporation or reduction of molecular oxygen; heme binding. Lineage: Eukaryota; Metazoa; Arthropoda; Insecta; Hymenoptera; Formicidae. The annotation marks the transcript as partial. The transcript is spliced from 3 exons. The record is from RefSeq and is a predicted model, not a curated record.